This is a messenger RNA of Pocillopora verrucosa, 3140 nucleotides long. Its product is annotated as putative leucine-rich repeat-containing protein DDB_G0290503. NCBI's taxonomy places the organism in Eukaryota, Metazoa, Cnidaria, Anthozoa, Scleractinia, Pocilloporidae. The record is from RefSeq and is a predicted model, not a curated record.
ACAACAAGCAACACAUCCAGUCAAAACAGAACUCGUUACAACCGAAAACAUGUUUAGUCCACUUGAAGAUCAGGAAAACCUGCCUGUUGGGGUGGCGGCCUUGGUUACUCCUGCCAGACGACCGCUUAAGAGUGUUUUUGACAGUCGUGUGAACCAUGGUACCCCAACCAGACAGCAACGUUCAGAUCUGUCUAAAAAGUUUCUUUUUAAACAUAAACAGAAAUCAAAGAGGCGCAGUGCCCCUGUGCAUAACUUGUAUCAGUUGAUACCUGCACUGGUCAAGUCAAGAAUACUAACAGCUUCUCCAGUUCAAGAGCAAAGUCCAAUAGGGAAGGAGAUAAGCGGUUGUAAUAUGUUGUCUUUGAGUGAUAAAGGAAAAGAAUCUUUGGCUGAGAAAGUUGUUGGAGAAAUCAUAAAAGAAGUAGAUAAGAGUGAAUCCAAAGUGAAAGAGGAAUCCAUGCCAAGGAAGAUGGAUUCAAAUGAGCUAAUUAUUCUGCAGAUGAAUAAAGAAAGAUUGAGGCUUGAGAAACAAUUGUCCCAAUUGAUGAAGGAGCAGUCAAGAACAAAGAAAGUACCCAAUGGUACUUCUAAUUCCAAUGCAACAAAUACCAAUGGAUUGGAAAGGGAAUUAGCAAGGAAAACAAAGGAACUUUUUGAAUUGAAACAGCAAUUUGAUCAGUUACAAGAAAUGUUGUUGGAAGUUCCUGAAUUGAAAAAAGACUUACAUAAAAGUAAGCAAGAAACCAAGGGACUUGGUGAAGUACUUUUUGCAAGUCGGAAAAAGACUGUCCAACUAGAAGAUCUCGUUAAGAAACUAAACAAACAAAUCAAAGACAAGGAAAAGCUGAGUGAACACUGCAUGCAACUUCAAAAUAGUUUGGAGAGUAUAACACAAGAAAGGGAUCAAAAUGGCACUGAAGUGGAGAGACUUAGGAAGGACUUAGAGCACAAGGAAAGUGAAGUCCAAAGAAAUAGAGAUCACUGCAUUACAUUGAAAGAACUUGUAGAUAGGCUUGAGAAUGCUUCUUCAGAUGCAGAGCACUAUGUGGCCUCCAGUAAGGAAAAUGAAACAAUACUGCAAUAUCAGAUAGAUGAACUUAGUUUAUCUUUGGAGUCAAAUUUGCUUGCUUUAGAGGAGGGAAAGAAACUCAUUAUGGAGAGAGAAGAUGAGCUGAAAAAAUCAAGAGAAAGUGAAAAGGAACUACGAGACCAGUAUGAGAAGCAAAGUGGACAAUUGAAUCAUUUGACAGCAGAAAUUGACACAGCCAAAAUGGAAAUCUCAAGGCAGAAGGAUGUUAUAAUCAGACAACAAAGGGAGAUGGAAGAUCUGAGAGUAAAACUUGCAAAUUCCAUGGAGCAAAUAGAGUACAUACAGCUGCAACAACAAGAGAUGAAUGAAUUCACGGAAGACGAACGAAGAAAUCUAGAAGUUACAGUGUGUGAAAUGGAAAACGAGUUGAAGCUGACCAAACAAGAAAGAACACAAAUAAAUGCUUCUUUGAGGCGGAAGUCUGAGAAGUAUGAUGAACUUGUUCAAGAGGUGAAACAAUCUAGGGAUCUGUUGCAAGAUAAGCAGGAGGAAUUGGAUGCCACGCAGUCCCAGGCUCACUGGAUUGUCUUACAGCAAGAAGCAAUGAUAACAGACACCACAAAAGAGCUGAGCGAAAUCUGGGAUCUUGUUAAUGAUCUGCUCGUGGAAUUCAACAAGGAAGCGUUUGCGAUACAGGUCGACGAUGACGAGAAGGCAAAACUGGAUGAGCUUACGUCAAGUACCCCAGAAUAUGACCCAAGCAAGAAGUACUCAGUGCCUCCGAAUAAGUCUCUUGUGCAGAGUAUUUUAGAAGCAACAGCAGUGAGGGAUAGAAACCUGGAAUUUAAAACGCCAGAGAAACGUUGUCACAAGUUAAGCCCCAUUCCUGAAGUAAUCGAGGAAGAUCAAGACUGUUCUCAAAUUUCUGAAGAAGAAGAGAAACUACCUUCACUCACAGCGCAAGCGGUGGAACUUAAAGAAGCAUUAAUAGGAUUGACGGAGAUAUGUAGAAAAAACAUCUUCACGGUUCAGACGCAAAAUAGUGUUGGUAGAUUGUUACAAGAGAGGAUUUUAUUAGAGAAAGAAUACAGGUCUUCUCUUGAUGAAGUCACGAUGCAGCUUGAGGAAUCAAGAAAAUCCGAAACAAAUCUGGGUCGAGAAAUCUCAAAAAAGAACAACCAGAUAACUACACUGCAACAGCAACUCGAGGAAAGCAGAAAUGAUUUACACCAUUCAUUUCAAAAGAUUGAAUCGCUCAGCGAGCAGUAUGAAAAGACCAUAGACCAACAGGCCAAAAUAACGGAGCUGGCCAACGAUGUACGGCGUUUCUCCGAGCAAGUGAAAACCCUCCAAAACGAGAAAGAAAGUCUGUCGCAACAACUGAAAGAAAGCCUUGAUACAUUGAACCAACUGUCACACGUGCCAUCAAAAGAACCCGACCUUCACAAAUCCCAAGACGUCCUUGGGAAACUAUUAGCAGAAAAAUUCAACUUAGAAGAUCAGGUUCGUAAGCUGAAAGAGAAGUCCGUGACAUAUCGACUCGAAACACAGGAUCAUAUGAUUGAAUACAAAUGUAGAACAGAGUCGAAGAUGCGUGUCCUUGAGAGUAACAUCCGAAAAGCAGAGACUGAAAUUUUUCGACUGGAUGGCUUGGUAGAAAAGAUUAGACUCGUCCUUCACCAGUAUGAUGACGUAAUACGAAGCUGCCCGGAGUUGAACAAGUUGCUUUAUUUUCUAGAUGGCGAAGAUAUUCAAUAAGACACUCACAUGUACUUUACAUCCAUAUUCGUCCGUGUUCAUUUUUACUAUUAAUGCCGAUUAAUAUAAUUUUUCAGAUUUGUAUUUAGUCUUUCUUCGCUUCCGAGUUCGUACGAUUCCUUCUGAUUGACAGUUCCUUCUGAUGUUGGAUCUUUUCUGACUGAUUUUGUAAAAGAAAAGUUUAUCGAUGUAAGAUGAAACUUAACACAAGCCAUAAGAAAUAUUCAUUUCCUAGUUUUAAUUUUUUUCCUUUUCCCGGCUCGAAACUAUUCCCAUCUCCUUGUGAAGAAACUUCUCGAUAAAAAAUAGAUAAAUAAAAGUAAUAAUAAAAGUACAAUAAACACCGACUUAG